AUGCCACGCGCUAAACAAGGUCCUCGCAGGUCGCUUGGCGGCGGAGCAAUCGCGAAACAGGGUCCUCGCCAUGAAAUUCUUCAAUUCAAAGACCACGCUGGCCAGAGCUACUUAGUGCGCCCUACCUUUCCACGAGCGACGAAAGCGGUGCCCAAACUGGGCAUACAACUCUACCUUCUUGGAAGUCGCACUGAGCCUGCCGUUCAAGAGUUGGCGAAAAGAUUUCUUGGCUGCGAGGCCAUUCAUCAAGGCUGGCGGGGCAUGCAUUGGCCGCGUGUUGACACGUACUCCGGCUUUGACACAGUCGAGAGUUGUAUCGAACACCAUCGUCGAGAGAAAGCCUUCCGAAAGAGCGCAAGCGAAGAGAUGAAACGCAGUGAAGUCGCUGGUCUCUCGGAGGAAGAUGCUGCCGAGAAGAUGAGGACCAAGAUCCGAGGAAGGGAGCCCUUACCGCAUAUUGUCCCUACAUGGUGCCCAUCGGAAGCCUUUUGGAACGAGAUUGAAUUUAGGCACCGUUACCGGUCUUGGAUCAUUGUCAUUCCAGAGGACCGUCUAUCAUGGGAGGAUGUGAUGGAAAAGGGUCUUCUCUCUGUGCGAUUUGACCUUGAUGUCACACCGGCAAUGCACACCUUUUGCUGGGAUGGACAAUAUAAUGAGCCAUCUGAACUUCCAGGAGACAAUGUUGCAUGGGUGCUUGUGCAGAAAACUGGCUUGGACCUGUGCAAGCCCGUGGACUAUCCCGAGGAGCAAAUGAGGAUCGCCUACGGAUGGCAUACCCCUGGCACCAAUGGAAGGCUGUUCGAUGAAUGGUCAGACUCAACAGAAUGGUUCCGGGAUUGUGCCUAUAGUUCGAAUUGUGAUGCUUGCAAUGAUGGGGAGCCUCAUGACAUUUGUGAGGAUGAGCUGAAUGAGCAUUAUUUUGACGAAGACGGACAGUGUAUUGCGUGUCGAAGGCGUUGA
Clonostachys solani is the source of this 960-nucleotide messenger RNA. The record is from the annotation of a GenBank genome assembly. NCBI's taxonomy places the organism in Eukaryota, Fungi, Ascomycota, Sordariomycetes, Hypocreales, Bionectriaceae.